CCUGAUUGGUCUGUUUGGAGCGCGCAUAGUGAUGACGUAUCGUGUAUGCUUGUUGUCUGCGACCCACGCCGCUGUUCAUGCUGGAUUUAGUUGGUUAUAAAAGAAAUCCUAAGGAAAGCUUAUUUAGAUCGACAAAAUGUCUUUCUCUGACGACGAAGCUCUUGAUUUUAAAUCAGCCGGUCCUUCUAAGCUGGAAAGUUACUUGUUCAGCUGUGAAUUAUCAUCCAAAGUACCCUCUUAUAGUUUCCACGGUGAUGAAGAGGAGGACUUGGAACAUUUUCUUGAGCUUAGAACAGUUUGCCUUGGAGAAGGUGCCAAGGAGGAGAGCAAUGUCGUGGAGGUAACCGCCAUGAACCACCAGGGAAAGAACAUUUCAGUGCCCAUCGUCAGUCUUCACUUAAAGUGCCUUCCAAUGAUGAGCCUGGGAGAAUUUGAACUCAAAGCUCCAGUGACCAUCAGACUCAAAGCUGGAUCAGGACCUGUUGUCGUCAGUGGCCUGCACCUUAUUGCUUCACAGGAGGAAGACUCUGACAUGUCUGAGGAGGAAGAAACAGAAGAGGAAGAUGAGGAGGAGGAAGAAGAAGAAGAGAUGCCUGCCAUUAAACCAGCAAAAAAGAAGCAGUAGUCUGGACCCCUGCUAGAAUCUCAAACUUCUAGAUAGAAAAAAGCAAAAUGGACACAUUUUUACAUCCUCUUCUACACAGCCAUGAUUGUGGCAGUUGCGUGUGCUGCAGAAGGACUCACUGCAGGUUCAGGUCCAGUUAACUGGUUUUGUAAUCAGGAGAGUUCCUUGUUUAUGACCUGUUUUUUUACUGACAAAGUUUAAUCCAGUGUUAUGUAUUGUGUUAAAUCUACCCACUGCUGUCAUAAUACUGUUCCACCAGCAGAUCGUGACAAUGUUAAAGAUGAAAAUCUCAAAAAGUUGAAUAUUAGUUCAACUUGAUUUGCACAAUCAUUUGAUUUAUAUGCAGUUCAUAAAAAGUGGUUGACUAUUUGUUUUAAUCAUGUAGUCUAGUUCACACCUGUAUUUGUGAGGUGAUGCAUGUUCACUCAGACAAGAAAUAAAUAAAAUAAAUAACCGAACAAGUUUAAAGAAGUUACAAAAAAAAACAUAGAAGUCACCUACAUUUAAGGGGAACUUUGUGUCCUCAUUAUUAGGAAACAAUGUUCUGGUUAUAACUGACAAAUCCAGCAGCCGAUUGUGCAGGAAGGCCCCAAAUCAGAAAACCCACCGAUUGAAAAGUACUUCUUCCUCUCUCUGGGUUUUAACUUCUUUUCACUUGUUGCAUGGGUCUGUUUUUAAAUUUUACCUAUCCAACACAGCUAAAUGUAUAUUUUGUAUUUGAUACCAAAAAGUGACACAUUUUGUCGUUUACAAUAAAAGAUAAUCUUUCAAAUAAA
Molecule: messenger RNA, 1401 nt
Organism: Oryzias melastigma (Indian medaka)
Lineage: Eukaryota; Metazoa; Chordata; Actinopteri; Beloniformes; Adrianichthyidae
Gene: npm3
Product: nucleophosmin/nucleoplasmin, 3
Exons: 5
Coding region: 137-625 (162 amino acids)
Biological process (GO): chromatin remodeling
Cellular component (GO): nucleolus; nucleoplasm; cytoplasm
Molecular function (GO): chromatin binding; histone binding; RNA binding
Source: RefSeq, a predicted model, not a curated record